AUGUCGGAAGAGAAGCCCAAGGAGGGAGUGAAGACAGAGAAUGACCACAUCAACCUGAAAGUGGCGGGACAGGAUGGCUCAGUGGUGCAGUUCAAGAUCAAGAGGCACACACCACUGAGCAAGCUGAUAAAGACCUACUGCGAGAGGCAGGGCUUGUCAAUGAGGCAGUUUCGAUUCCAGUUAGAUGGACAACCAAUCAAUGAAACAGACACGCCAGCCCAGCUGGAGAUGGAGGAUGAGGACACCAUUGGCGUAUUCCAGCAGCAGACUGGAGGAAUAGCUUCCCGAGGGACCAUCCCCACACCCGAUCAUUGCCUUGACAUCUGCUAUUGA
Chionomys nivalis (European snow vole) is the source of this 333-nucleotide messenger RNA. Its product is annotated as small ubiquitin-related modifier 3-like. The transcript has a single exon. NCBI's taxonomy places the organism in Eukaryota, Metazoa, Chordata, Mammalia, Rodentia, Cricetidae. The record is from RefSeq and is a predicted model, not a curated record. The coding region runs from base 1 to 333 and encodes 110 amino acids. Gene Ontology annotation, biological process: protein sumoylation. Gene Ontology annotation, molecular function: ubiquitin-like protein ligase binding; protein tag activity. Gene Ontology annotation, cellular component: nucleus.